ACAAGAGGCCUCAUGAAGUUCCUACCCUCGUCGUCCUCCGCGUUACCAGUCGAGUUCGCCGCCUUGUCGUUAUCCGAACAAGAUACGGAUACAAGUGCGAGCAGCACAGAGCUUGCUGACUUUGGAAGGAGAAGAACAGCGGAGUCAUCCGUCUUGCCAGCCUCUUCUGACAGCCUUGGGGAUUCAAGCCAUGCUCUGCAGGCUGAGCGAGGCGAGCACAGGCCGGAUUCCACGACCCUGACGUCUUCAACAUCCUCUCCGAUUUCUCAUGACGUGCCCGGAACGAGUUUUGAGACGCUUCAAAACACGCCGAAUCGUCAAGCAGUGGUUAAAACGCCUGGCGAAAGCAGCGAGGUCAGCAUGCUGGACGGGGCUCUAGGCGAAGCGGCACAAGCCGCAGCAGCAGUCGCUGGCGCGGAAGCAGCAGCCUCGGCAGUGAUUGGUGCGGUUGGAGCGGGCGGGGGAGGAGCGGGAAGGGAGGAACUGGUGGGGGAUGAAUUUGUACGAGGAGAAAAGGCGCGUUCUGGAAUCGGAGCAGACUCUCCAGUCAUCUCCACGCUGACUGUAGCAGCUUCUAAUACGGAGCGUCUCACGUCACCUUCUUCAGCUUCCUUCUCGUUCCCUUCUCCUUCCUCCUCCUCCUCCUCCUCCUCUUCCUCCCCGUCUUCGCUUCUCCUGUCGUCCUCGAUUGCCGCCGUGUGGACGUCAGGGUUCAACGCGUCUGGGUCGCACGCUCCGCGACGGACGUCGGAGAAGCUCCUGUGGAGGAGUCCUACAGUGGAGCACAUUGAACAGUGCAUCGCACGCUCCAAGACACAUAAAGUUCCUGCCAAGUCAGCAACGAAUGGCUACCUUUUGGUGACCGCGAAUGGGGGUCUGAACCAAAUGCGAGCAGCGAUCUGCGACAUGGUGGCAGUGGCUCGCAUCAUGAACGCCACCCUUGUGGUGCCGGAGCUGGACCACACCUCCUUCUGGUCCGACCCCAGCGAGUUCGAGGACAUUUUCGACCUGGAGCACUUCGUGGCCACGCUCAAGGACGACAUCCGCGUGGUGAGGGAGCUGCCCCACAGAGUCGCCCACCGCCGCGUGCUCGAGAAGUUCCCCAUCUCCUGGUCGCCGUUCUCCUACUAUCGUGAGGACCUGCUUCUGCGUCUGAAGAAGCACCGGGUGAUGCGCUUCCCCCUGACGGACUCGCGGCUGGCCAACAACGGCAUGCCCGAGUCCAUCCAGCGGCUGCGCUGCCGAGCCAACUACCGCGCCCUCCGCUAUACGGAUACCAUCUCCCGUGUCGCUGGGAACCUGGUCGCCCGCUUGCGGAAGCUCGGACCGUACAUCGCGCUGCACCUCAGAUAUGAGAAGGAUAUGCUGGCCUUCACAGGGUGCGACCACGGGCUGAGCCGGUGGGAGAGUGGGGAGCUGAGGGCGAUGCGGCUGAACAACUCGCGGUGGAAGGAGAAGGACAUCGACGGGGAGGCGCGGCGCAAGGAGGGCGCGUGCCCCCUCACUCCCAAGGAGACUGCUCUGUUCCUGCACGCCAUGGGGUUUCCUAAGAAGACGUUGAUCUAUAUUGCUGCUGGGGAUAUCUACGGCUCUAAAGGCCUUACGGAGCUGACGCGCUACUACCCCAACACGUUCACUCACUCAACUCUGGCGACCCCGGAGGAGCUGGCGGCGCUGGGGGGGUAUCAGAACAGGCUGGCAGCAGUGGACUACACAGUGGCCGUGGAGAGUGACGUGUUUGCAUACACGUAUGAGGGCAACAUGGCUCGCGCCGUGCAGGGGCACCGGCGGUUCGAAGGGCAUCGAAAGACGAUAAUUCCUGACAGGGAGGCGGUUGUUCGGUUGCUGGACCAGUUAAAGGCGGGCGAGAUGAGCUGGAACGCGGUGCGGAAGGAGAUUCGGAAGCAGCACAAGGGGCGCGUGGGGGGUCCGCACCAGCGAGAGGCCGGGGAGAACCCAAAGCUGGAGGAGAAUUUCUACGCGAACCCGAUGCCGGGAUGCAUGUGCGAGAUGGAGAGGCCGGAUGGAGGGCGGGCAGAGGAGGUGUAG
Closterium sp. Naga37s-1 is the source of this 2049-nucleotide messenger RNA. The record is from the annotation of a GenBank genome assembly. Lineage: Eukaryota; Viridiplantae; Streptophyta; Zygnematophyceae; Desmidiales; Closteriaceae.